Molecule: messenger RNA, 2265 nt
Organism: Canariomyces notabilis
Lineage: Eukaryota; Fungi; Ascomycota; Sordariomycetes; Sordariales; Chaetomiaceae
Exons: 2
Coding region: 1-2265 (754 amino acids)
Source: RefSeq, a predicted model, not a curated record
AUGGAGCGUGGCUCGUUCCUUUCAAGAGGAAGCUCCAGUUCGUUAUCGAGUCUUCUUUCCCUCGACGAAAAGUCUUUCCUUCCUUUACCAGUGCAUCAAAAGGCGAGAAUCAGGGUUCCGGCACUUCUAGGGCACAGCUUAUACCGGAGGGUGAUCUUGUGGUGCGCCGCUGUUCUCUCACUAUCAUGCCUUGCUCUCUUCGGUGGGAUCCGCCAUCCGAGGGGCGCGAUACUAGACUGGGUGGAUCUACGACCGACUGCCAAAGACAGAUUUGAGGAACCGCAUAUGAUAUUGGUGCUACCAGCAGCGAACGAUACCACAGAGGUGCCAGAAGGCGAGAAUAUGCCUAGCUGGCUUCGAUUUAGGCACCUCAAUGGAUAUUUCAACGGUCUCAAGGCCCUGGUUCCUGCCAGCGAUCACAAGCCGGAGUACCCCAGACUAUCCGGCGAGGAGUCACCAUUCCCACUCACCGUCACAUACACGGGGUUACCAACUCCAACCCCUUUCGUGCCACACCCGGACUACGAAUCAUCCGAUUACAAGGUCAAGCACCACAAAGUUGAGCCUUGUUACCUGGAUAAGGACAAGAGAAUACCCGUCCCCGACCUUUACGCCUACCACGGCAGAGUCCAGGGCCAACCAGACCCAAUAAUAGGCUCACAUAGCCUCUUAGGAUUGAGAGACGACAUUUGCUUUGACAGGUUCGGAAGAUACGGGCCAUACGGGCUGGGUUACAGCUAUGAUGCGGGUGGUCUGGAAGUUGGUUUGGACACCGAGCGUCGAGGAAGCGAGGUGGUCUGGGAGAAGACAGGCAAGAUAAACUACGAUAAGAUUGGAAUAGACUGGGGGGAUGCACAGGCUCGAUGCUACGAGUCUAACAAGAGGCGUUUCGCCGGGUCAGCGGAACGGGGUUCGCCGCUCCAACAAUCAUUAAGGCGCCGGGAGCGAACAACGAUACCACGACAGGCAGUCGUGAUUCGGGCUUUUACGGGGUUUCAGUGGACGCACCACGCGAUUCUCAACUUCCGCGCUAUGGUCUCCGAGCUUGCUCUGCGAUCGGGGGGCGAGUACCAAGUCCACCUUCUCCUUCAUGUCCGCAACGAGAAGGAGCCGAUCUGGGCAGAUCCGGUCACAGCACAGCGGAUUCUCGACGAAAAUGUGCCCGAUGAGUUCCACAGCCUUUGCACUCUUUGGACGGAGGCACAAAUGAGGCUCCUAUACCCAGGGGAUUUCGGGCCGAGUGUUGAGGAUCCAAGCGGCAUGGACAUUCACGGAGUCUAUCGGAGUGCGCACAUGGCCCUCCAGCACUUCGCAAUGUCGCACCCCGAGUACGAAUACUUCUGGAAUUGGGAGUUGGACGUGCGCUGGCUCGGAAACUACUACGAGCUUUUUGACCGCCUUGGUAUCUGGGCUAAGAAGCAGUCGCGCGUUGGGAUGUGGGAGCGCUCAGCAAAGUAUUACAUACCGAAAUACCAUGGAGACUGGAACUCGUUCACCGAUCUCGUCCGCAACGAGACCCAUGCCAGCGGACGUUCCGCCAUUUUCGGCCCCGUGGAAUUCCCCGGUAAAGCCCCUCUCCGCUCCGAGACAGGCGGCAAGAGCUUUCUUCCGGCGUCAUGUAUCGAUGGAGACAAGUCCGAAUGCGGUGUGGGUGAGGAUGCCGACCUCAUCACCCUCAACCCUAUCUUCGACGCCGAAGAGUCAGGCUGGGUUUUUGCGUCUGAUGUGACGGGCUACAGGCUCACGGACCCAACGCCUCCCCGACGAUGCGCCAUUGUGACGGCCUCCCGCCUCAGCCGGCGGCUGCUGGAGGUCAUGCACGAGGAAACGUGGCGGAUGCACCACACCAUGUUCAGCGAAAUGUUCCCUGCCAGCAUGGCGCUGCAUCACGGCCUCAAGGCCGUCUACGCGCCGCACCCCGUGUACAUAGACCGUAAGUGGGAUUUGGAUUCGGUGGACCAAGCGUUUAACGGCGGCCGCGACCACUCGGCCGGCGGGCACGGCAGCCCCUUUGACCUGCGGAACGAGCACAACCACAAGGGCACGACGUGGUACUACAACAGCGAGUUUGCCGGCUUGCUGUGGCGCCGCUGGCUGGGGUACGCACAAUUCGAUGGCCGCGGCACCAACGGGGGCCGGUCGGGUGAGGGGACGUUGCGCGGCGGGCGGGAGGAGGAGGAGACGGCUGACAGCACCGGGCGGCUGUGCCUGAGGAGCAUGCUGGUUCAUCCGAUCAAGUUUGAGCAUCCGAGCGAGCUUGAGUGA